Messenger RNA from Pyrus x bretschneideri (Chinese white pear), 1693 nucleotides. RefSeq names its product probable leucine-rich repeat receptor-like serine/threonine-protein kinase At3g14840. The transcript has 4 exons. Gene Ontology annotation, molecular function: ATP binding; protein kinase activity. The record is from RefSeq and is a predicted model, not a curated record. The coding region runs from base 1 to 1053 and encodes 350 amino acids. Gene Ontology annotation, biological process: protein phosphorylation. NCBI's taxonomy places the organism in Eukaryota, Viridiplantae, Streptophyta, Magnoliopsida, Rosales, Rosaceae.
AUGGGUGUGGCGUUAGGAACGGCAAAGCCAGUAAGGAUGUCGUUGAUGGACUUGUUAGAUACGAAUAGGCAGAUGGGGAUGGAGUCGAAUCGAGGAAGAGGCACCGUAAUAGCUGUUAAGCAGCUUUCUUCCAAAUCAAAGCAAGGGAAUCGUGAAUUUGUUAAUGAGAUUGGCAUGAUUUUUGCUCUACAACACCCUCAUCUUGUCAAGCUCCACAAAUGUUGUAUUGAAGGAAAUCAAUUAUUGCUUGUCUAUGAGUAUCUGGAAAAUAAUAGCUUCGCUCAUGCUUUCUUCAGGGGCAGAAGAAAGUCAUUUGAAGUUGGAUUGGCCAACAAGGCACAAGAUUUGCAUUGGUACAGCAAGAGGUUUGCUUAUCUUCAUGAGGAAUCAAGAUUGAAGAUCGUUCAUGGAGACAUCAAGGCUACUAAUGUUUUGCUUGAUAAAAAUAUUAACCCGAAAAUAUCUGACUUUGGAUUGGCCAAGCUUGAUGAAGAGGAUAAUACUCACAUUAGCACCCGUAUUGUUGGAACUUAUGGAUACAUGGCGCCCGAAUAUGCAAUGCGGGGUUGUCUAACUGAUAAAGCAGAUGUCUAUAGUUUUGGUAUUCUCGUUUUGGAAAUUCUUAGCGGGAGAAACAACACAACUUACUGGAAAAAGGAAGAAAGCUUUUAUCUUCUUGAUUGGGCACGACUUCUAAAAAAGCAUAGGAAUUUGAUGGACCUAGUUGAUCCAAUGUUGGAAUCAGACUUUAACAAAGAGGAGAUGACUGUUGCAAUCAAUGUGGCUCUCCUUCGUUGCAAUGUUACUUUGACAGCUAGGUCUACCAUGUCUUCGGUUGUGAGCAUGCUCGAAGGAAGGGCUGUUGUUCAAGAGUUUGUCUCGGAUCCAAAAGCAGAGAGUAUUGAGAUCGAUGCAAUGAGGAAACAUUUUCAAUCUAGUUUUGGAAGGGGCACAAACGAGAAACAGAUAGAAAUGGGGUCAACUGAAGGGCCAUGGACUGCUUCGUCUGCGUCUGCUCACGAUCUGUAUCCCAUCAAUCCUGAUUCAGAUUAAUGAGAGAACAGAAGCGAGAGAACUUGAGCUGCACAGUUAUCAGUUUGACUCAACCUUAGCACACUCAAACAUAUCAGCUAAUAAAUAAUUUGCAUUUCCUCUAUAACUAUUUUCUUUUUUCUGUUUGAUAAUAUAGUAGAAAGCAGAACUGAAGAAGUUUCUAAAGCAUGGUAAUUAUAAAUUGUGAAAUCAGCUCGUUUCAGUAUUUUGAAGUAUGGUAAUAUGAUUUUCUUUUCGAAUAAUAAAUUUAUAUUUCAAUACCUAGAUUGGAUCAAUUGUUUCGAUCAACUUCCUUCAAAAUAAAAAUUGAUCAUAAUCUUGGCUGCUAAGUUUGCAACACAGGGCAGAGUUUUAGUCAGAGGAAAAUGGAAUACGUUAUUUGGCAGCUAAAUUUUGGUAUUUGAAUGUUUUCGUGCUUAUACUGCUGAGUAUAAAAUAAUGGCCCCGCUGUUACUAAAAUUAAAGUAAUGCACUUAGUACUAGUUUGUUACCGUUUAAAUUUAAAUAAAAAUAAAAAAUAAAAUAAAAAAAUAGAAAAAAGAAAGAAAGAAAGGCGGGUAUCAUAAAAUGCUUCCAGCUUCAUAAUUUUAUUAUCACUAACGUUUUAAAAAGUCAGCUAAGUUCAGGCAAGUUCCAUCGU